Molecule: messenger RNA, 496 nt
Organism: Guyanagaster necrorhizus
Lineage: Eukaryota; Fungi; Basidiomycota; Agaricomycetes; Agaricales; Physalacriaceae
Exons: 3
Coding region: 108-404 (98 amino acids)
Molecular function (GO): glucan endo-1,3-alpha-glucosidase activity
Source: RefSeq, a predicted model, not a curated record
GCGGCUCCUACUUUCUCUCCUGAUGAUGCUUCAAAGUGGGACUCCGGCUGGCCAAAGGACGGCAACGAUACCAACUUCGAAUCUGACAGCAACUAGGGAAGACGUAUAUGGCGGCAUGUUCUCCUUGGUUUUUCACUCAUUAUGGGCGUGACACGUACAACAAGAACUGGAUCUUCAACCUCGAUGAUUGGUUAUUUGCUGCACGCUGGGAACAACUUGUUAAGAACAAAGCUGAAGUAAACCUGGUGCAACUACUGUCUUGGAACGACUAUGGAGAAUCGCAUUAUCUUGGACCUAUCUUUGUCGGAGACAUGGACUGCUGGUUUCGAUCAUCAAGCCUGGCUGAAACUCGGGUCUUGGUAUGCCAACGCUUUCAAAACCGGAUCUUAUUCAGACUUCGAUAACGACGGCAUCUACCUGUGGAGUCGUCUUUACCCUGCAGCGGCAGAUAUUCGGGGGGACAGCGUGGGGAAACCUGCUCUAUGGCAACUUGUAA